Molecule: messenger RNA, 168 nt
Organism: Dovyalis caffra
Lineage: Eukaryota; Viridiplantae; Streptophyta; Magnoliopsida; Malpighiales; Salicaceae
Source: the annotation of a GenBank genome assembly
AUGGCACAAUGCUUUCCGAAGCAUGGAUUGAAUGGUGAACCUACAAAGACAAAAAUGAAACAUCAACCUUCCCCUCGUGGCUCAUUCACUGGAUCAUUUGUCUGGAGUUAUGCAGACGGCCAUAUUUCUAAAAAUCCCAACCCAGAAAGUGGGAAGCAUACUGUCUAG